GUAACUGGGGCCACGAUAUCUUUCGGUGGAGCAUCGACGUUUCAAAUUGAGUGUGUUCAGUCAGUUUUCACGAAGUUGCUAUAGAAUUGAGCGGUGGCUUCAAUUAAAGGUCAAUCCACGGUACAAUUGAACGCGCUAGCCAGUUGGAGUAGGGUCGAAGCUGGGAAAAGCCACUAACAAAAAAAAAAACGCUGAAAGGUUGUAGUGAAAACGUGCACGCUACACUUUCAGAUCCAGUUAGCGGGAGUUGAUGUCUUGUUUCGGUUAUUUACUAGCUUUUCGAAGAGUUCUGGAUGGUGGCAGUUUGGCACACAUGCUUUGUUUUAGUUUGGUAGCGUCGUGAGCGGGUCAGCAUUUCCGUCGCGGGUUGUGUGCAGGUGUAAAGUGCAAGAAGUGUCGUCUGGGCUGGUGUAACCUACCAACAUGCUAAGAGGGAUAAUAUGAUGACUUUCGGUGCAUUGUUUUGACUAAGCGAACUAGUUGACUCCAGCGUAUUCUGCUGAUUUCCGACCCUAAACCAGCGUCUCUUGAUACGAGAAUAUCCAGCAGAUGGGUUCGAAGGCCAAAUUUUCGCGUCGGGAUCAUAAAUAAUCGGACAUUCUUAAGUGCAAGGAGAAGGGGAAGGCAGGAUUACAGACGCUUUAAGGACCCAAGGACAUCUCCAACCGAUGACCAAUUAAACUUCUUCGCUGGUCAUCCCGUUUACACCAGUUUUUCGAGGGUGAUGACAUACUAAAACGUCAUCUCAAGGACGCUAGUCUCCUACCACCUGUCAGCUGCAUCAGCCCACUACAGAGCGCCGGAUCAGCAAACGUCACAUAAUGUACCCUUCAUAGGAAGUUCAGAAUCGGGAGGAGAGGAAACAGGGGCCCAAAAUUCUGACAUAGUUCCCGCGCAUACUCAUAGCGGAGUCUGCUGCCUCAGCGUGUUGCCAAUUGUCAACAUAGAGUCCCAUCGAUGCUAUUUUGUUCUGGAACGCCUGUGUAUGUGCAGGUGCGAUAAUUUUUUACCCUAUUUUCUGCCUCACUAUCCAGUGCACGCUCAUUCAACCGUUUAGCGUCGGUACGCGCUGUAUGAGUAUCAAAAUAAACGAUAAAGUCCGAUAACAACAAUACAACUUGUUGUUGUUGUUUAUUUCUGCCCUAUCGUUUUACCCUCGGUGCAAAGUUAGUAUUACAUAGCAGGAGUGUGGCUUUGCGGUCAAAUAUAUAUCGGAUGGUGUUUUCGCAAAACGGAUGAGAAUUUCGUACGGAGAACGUUCAGCGGAGCGUGUCCUUUUCCACCCAUAUCAGCUGUAAAUGCAUUGGUGGAGUGAUUUGCGUGAGUGCCAGUUGGGAAUCUAGAAUACUCGUCGCGAAGGUGGUGCAGUUGCAAUAGUCCUUGAUACGGGAUUUUCGGCCAGAUUAUCUGUUGCUAUCCGACAGAGGAGAAAAUGGCUGAAAACGAAACAAUCGGACCGAACUGUGAUGAGAAUCAUGUGAGUUUCUUGCAUGCUGCAUAUGAAUAUGAAGUACCUGAGGAAAAUUACAACUUGCCAUACCAUCAAACAAAUAAUGUUGUGCCUGGCGAAGCAGUAACAGUAAAAAUUGAUGUACCAGUGCCUUUACGUGAAGAACCAAAAUUUCCUAAAGAAAAAUGGAAAACAUUUGUUUCAUUUCUAAUAUUAGCAGCAAAUUUUAUUUUGGCAACUGUGUCCUUAUCUCUUGUACACGAGAGGCUACCGGAUCGAGAGGUCUAUCAUCCGUUACCCGAUAUUGUUUUAGAUAAUAUAACUCCACAAGAAUGGGCACUUAAUGUUAGCGAAGUUCUUAUUAUGAUAGUUGUUAACUCCUGUAUAUUAUUAAUAAUAUUUCAUAAGCACAGAUUUAUUGUAAUGCGCCGCGUGUUUCUCAUAAUGGCCGUACUGUAUUUUAUGCGUUCGAUAACAAUGUACGUUACUGUUCUACCGGUUUCCAGUACGACAUACUAUUGUAGUCCAAAAGCGAAUUCAACGACUCCCCUUGUUAUUGCGAAGCGGGUGUUUCAGCUGAUAUCCGGUUUUGGACUAUCUAUAAAUGGAAAGCACACAUACUGCGGUGAUUCGAUAUACAGCGGUCACACCGUGAUGCUAGUCUUAGGAUAUCUAGUUAUAGCAGAAUACUCGCCAAGACGAUUUUAUUUACUACAUUGGACCGCAUGGGCAACAGCGCUUGCAGGUGUGAUAUUUGUGUUAAUUGCACAUGGUCACUACACGAUCGAUGUAAUUAUUGCCUACUACGUUACAACCCGCCUGUUCUGGACGUACCACACGUUAGCCAACAAUCAUUUCCUGUUGAAGAAACGACGAACACUUAGAGAAUGGCCAUUAUUGAUGUGCAGCACGAUUGUGCAAUCGGGCAGCAACAAUUACAUAGGUCGCGAAUGGUGGUACACCUACUUCAAAUAUUUCGAGAAGAAUGUUCGCGGCCCAGUACCAAGACAAUACGAAUGGCCACUACCCUGGCCACGACAAUUCCAUUCCAAAUUGCCGAAUCGUGAAAGUUAACAAAACGCAAAAGUCUGACUUUUAAUGGAAUCAACAACAUCCACCACCAUCACCGCCACAUCAACCGAGCACAUUUUUAAGAAUAUCAAUUUUAUAAGAGAUCACCGUAGAUUCCACCGUAACCACUACAAGCUCCUGAUGCCGGAACAACAAUGCCACCAUCAUUCAGAUACAUUUCAACUGCAACAGCAACAACAAAUCAAUGAAAAAGAUACAAACUAUUAUAGAAGUAAAAUUCGUACGUUAGUUAGUUGUAUAGGGUUUAAUUUAAAUAGCAAUUUGAAUGUAAUGCGGAUAGCAAGUAAGGGCAGUUCGGGUCCCGGGGCUGGGCGUGGCAAGGACAAGCGCAAGGACGACGCCAGUCCCCGCCUGGAGAGCGCCAGGAGCAAUGUUUGUUACUCGAAACUGAACAGUAGCGGCAGCUGCCUGAGCAACUGCAACGAGAACACCAGGAACUUCGUCAAGGACUAUUUGCUUGUUUUCGGUAAAUACAAGACCUUCAAGAAUAGUUAACAAAUUGCUGGUACACCAGGAGAGGUACACCGUCUACUACUAGGAAUACAAUAUUUAAUAGAGUCCUUCGAGAUGCGCAUUUUUUGUAUGUUGCUGAUAGGAAACAAAACAUGAAACAAAUUCAA
This is a messenger RNA of Hermetia illucens (black soldier fly), 3162 nucleotides long. RefSeq names its product phosphatidylcholine:ceramide cholinephosphotransferase 1-like. The record is from RefSeq and is a predicted model, not a curated record. Gene Ontology annotation, biological process: ceramide biosynthetic process; sphingomyelin biosynthetic process. The transcript is spliced from 8 exons. The coding region runs from base 1433 to 2524 and encodes 363 amino acids. Gene Ontology annotation, cellular component: endoplasmic reticulum membrane; Golgi membrane. Gene Ontology annotation, molecular function: ceramide cholinephosphotransferase activity; sphingomyelin synthase activity. NCBI's taxonomy places the organism in Eukaryota, Metazoa, Arthropoda, Insecta, Diptera, Stratiomyidae.